Phragmites australis (common reed) is the source of this 1459-nucleotide messenger RNA. RefSeq lists its product as uncharacterized. Lineage: Eukaryota; Viridiplantae; Streptophyta; Magnoliopsida; Poales; Poaceae. The transcript is spliced from 2 exons. The record is from RefSeq and is a predicted model, not a curated record. Bases 119 to 1120 code for a protein of 333 amino acids.
CAGACAUCCCCUCCCGACCUCGGCUCUAAUAUACAAAAUCCACGCUGUCCCCAAUGCCUACACACCCUCUCCACACACUUCUUGGCUCUUGUCCACCACCAUCACCUCGCCGGCGGCAAUGUCGGCGCACCUCGCCGCCGCGCUGCUCCUCGCGCUCCUCGUCCUGGCCAGCACCUCCGACGUGCCGUCGUUCCCGCUCUCGCAGGUGCAGAACCCGUCCAACGCCUCCUCCCCGUCCAACGCCUCAUCCCCGUCCUGUCACCUCGACCUCUCCGCGGAGCUCUUCGGCGGCGUGGCCGCGGCGUGCGGCGCUGGUGGAGGGCCGGGGUCGCUCGACCGUGGCCGGUGCUGCCCCGUCCUCGCGGCCUGGCUCUUCGCCGCGCACGCGCGCACCGCGCUGUCCGUGCCCCCGGCCCCCGCGCCUGCGCUCGCCGGAGAGGAGGGCCUCGGCCCCGGGGACGAGGGGCCCAUGGUUCCGUCCGACAACCAGGGGUGCGUGGACGCGCUGGGCGCCGCGCUGGAGGGGCGCGGGGUGUCGCUGCCGCGGCCCAACGCCACGUGCGACACCGUGCUCUGCUUCUGCGGCAUCCGGCUCCACCAGAUCGGCUCGCUCCGCUGCCCCGCCGCGUUCGCCGUCGGCGCCGAGGCCAAGAACGCCACGCCCACCGCCGCGGUCAAGGAGCUGGAGAAGAGCUGCCGCAACGCAUCCUACGCCGGCUGCUCCCGCUGCGUCCAGUCCCUGCAAAAGCUGAAGGGGAACGUCAGCCGGGAGGUUGCCGGCGGCGACCGCGCGCGGCGGAUGCUCGGCCGGGACUGCCAGCUGAUGGGCCUGACAUGGCUGCUGGCCAAGAACAAGAAGGCCUACAUCCCCACCGUCUCCGCUGUGCUGCGCGCCAUGCUCUACACCGCGCACCCGACGGAGUCCAGUGGCUCCGGGAGCAGCAACGGCAGCGCCGCGCCGCGGUGCAGCCCGGACCAGGAGAACAUGCCGCUGGCCGUGGAUUCGCUGCAGUUUGAGCACACCAGCACCAGUAGCUCGGCCGCCGCCGCCGUGCCGCACGUCGUCGCUGUCCUUCUUGGUCUCGUGCUCCGCCUGACGAUCCGGGACGCGUUCUUGUAAUUUUUAAGAGGGCAGUGAAGCCUUCGCCGAUAUGGUGUCUUGUAGGAGUUGUUUGUUAGCUUCUGUGUUUGCACAGUGAUGAUCAGUUAGCAGAUUUGACAUGGCGAUGUGAUGUUGCUGGCUGCGAGGGGAGGGUGAUGGCUAAUUGGCUAUGAACAUCGCUAAACCUCAGUGCGUUGCGUUUCAUCCUGGGGUAUGUUUACCACUUCUUUUUGUGAAUGAAGUAGUGAACUAGCUUUCGAUGAACUCCAGGUUAAUGUGUUCUCCAAAUCAUUUCACUGGUUGGUGUAGUGGUUAAUGGUUACUAUAGUGGAAUGAAGAUGUAAGAAACGGGCUACA